This is a messenger RNA of Punica granatum (pomegranate), 1579 nucleotides long. Lineage: Eukaryota; Viridiplantae; Streptophyta; Magnoliopsida; Myrtales; Lythraceae. The record is from RefSeq and is a predicted model, not a curated record.
CAGAAAAUUAAAUCUAAAUUAAUUCAAUAGUUAUUAUAUGCUUUACAAUAUAUAUGUGUAAUUAUAAAUAGCUAGGGAGCUUGAGGGUCACGGAGUUCAUCAAGCGAACUCCAUCAAAGUCUCUACCUCUCACAUCCCUAAUACAGAAUUAAACGUAUUAUCAUCAUCAUGUCCGUGAAGGUAGCUGCUGCUGAGGAUCCAGUAUCAAAGUCGUGGGUGGCGGUGGGGGAGGUGACGAAGGUGGCGGAGACAUUGGUGGUGAGGGAGUAUGAAGAAGAGAGGGAUAAGGCGGCGGUGGAGGCUGUGGAGAGGCUCUGCGAGGUCGGCCAGAGAGGGCGGCCUGCCCUCGUCACCGACCUCUUGGGAGACCCCGUUUGCCGCAUCCGCCACUUCCCGCUCCACAUCAUGCUGGUUGCGGAGUGGGGAGAAGGUGGAGAAAUUGUCGGGGUAAUAAGAGGGUGCAUAAAAUCAGUUACGAGAUCAGGGUCUUCCGAUUAUGUCAAGGCUGCAAAUAUUUUAGGCCUCAGGGUUUCCCCUACUCAUAGGAGGCUCGGCAUCGGCCUUAAGCUCGUGCAAGAGCUCGAAGAGUGGUCCAAGAGGAACGGUGCAGAGUGCGCUUACAUGGCCACUGACAGCACGAACGGACCAUCCAUCAGUUUGUUCACCAAAAAAUGCGAAUACAUGAAAUUACGAACUCCUACUGUGUUGGUACAACCAGUACACGUUCAUCGCAAACCGCUGAGCUCGGGCACUGCAAUAGUCCGACUCCCUCCAAAGCUGGCCGAGUCAAUAUACCGCCGGAUUUUCGCGAAGGCCGAGUUCUUCCCCGAGGAUAUAGACACCGUUUUGGGCAAUAAACUCAAUUUGGGCACUUUCAUGGCAAUUCCAAAGAAGCAUCUCCCGAUCUGGGAUCCCAAAACCAGCGUUCUUCCCCCGAGUUUUGCCAUCCUGAGCAUCUGGAACACGAAGGAAGUGUUCAAAUUUCAGGUUAAAGGUGUCUCGCGCAUAAAGAAAGCGUGUUGCCUUGGGAGCCGAAAGAUAGACUCGAUGCUCCCAUACCUGAAAAUCCCCUCGUUCCCGAACGUGUUCCGGCAGUUUGGGAUACACUUUCUAUACGGACUUCACAUGGAGGGCAAGGAUGGAUCGACCCUCAUGAAGUCACUGUGUUCAUUUGCUCAUAACAUGGCCACCGAUGACGUGGCUUGUGGGGCCCUAGUAGCAGAGGUGGGACUGCAGGAUCCGGUCCGAGCCGCGGUCCCUCACUGGAGGAGACUGUCAUGGUCAGAGGAUUUCUGGUGCAUCAAGAAGCUUGGGGGUGAAGGCGGAUUAAGCCGUCCACACUCCGACUGGAUGUAUCAGAUUCCGGCACCUGUGCUCUUUGUUGACCCUCGUGAUGUUUGACUUUUAAUCUUUUCUCCUCCUCUCACUUUUAAUUGUCGAAAUUAACAGAGCGAAGUGCCCAUAUAUCCACUCGAUCAUCCCCUCAUUGCCUGGUAAAAUCCGGCUUAAUGCACAUAUCGUAUUUGAUUUGGACCGGUCCUCAGGAAUAUCAAUGCUAGACAAUAGAAUGUUUCGAAGA